AGUGUUUACCUAGCAUAUGUGAGGCCCCGGGUUCUAACCCCAGUACUAAAAAAAGAAGUAGAAAAGAGAGGGAGAAAAAAGAAGGCAAAUUACCAAUAUCAGAAGUAAAAAGGAAGGGCUGAGUUCAGUCCCCAGCACCACACACACACACAAAUCAUCAUCAUUCCGACUGGUCCCACAGACAUUAAAAGGACAAUAAUGGAAUAUUGUGCCCACAACAAAGACAACUCAGAGGAAAUAAAUUAAUUCCCUGAAAAAUGUAAUCUGCCAAAAUUCAUACAAGAAUAAACACAUAAUCUGAAUAGGUCUAUAUCAAAGAAAUUCAUUCAAUAAAUAAUAAACCUUAGAGAAUAAGCACCAGGCCCAAAUGGGUUCGCUACUAAAUUCUAAAUAUUUAAGGAAGAAAUUAUACCUUCUCUAUGGGCCUUUCUAGAAAUAUAAGCAGAUGAAACACUAACUCAUUCUAUGAGGCCAACAUUACUCUAAUAUCCAAACCAAGGACAUUGCAAAUAAGGAAAAUUAGCCGAGUGUGGUGGCGCACAUCUGAAUUCCAACAGCUAGGGAAGCUGAGACAGGAAAAUUACAAGUUCAAAGCCAGCCUCAGCAAAAAAGUAAGGCACUAACCAACUCAGUGAGACCCUGUCUCUAAAUAAAAUACAAAAUAGGGCUGGUAAUGUGGCUCAGUGGUCAAGUGCCCCUGAGUUUAUACCCAGUACACACUAAUAUAUCUCAUGAACAUAGAUGCAAACAAUUUCAACAAAAUACUAGCAAAUCAAAAUCUGAGAAUGUAUAAGAAAGAUUUACACACCAUCACCAGGCAGUAUUUCAGGUAUGCAAGGCUAACUCAACAUUAGAAAAGCAAUUAAUCUAUUGUAUCAUCAGGGUAAAAAAGAAAAAUCAGAUGAUCAUAUCAAUAGUUACAGAAAAAACAUUUGGCAGAAUCAACAUUCAUGUGUGAUUAAAAUUCUCAACAAACCAGGAACAAAAGGUUACUUCCUCAACUUGAUAAAGAACACAGAAAAAAUAUCUGUAGCUAACAUCAAACUUAAUAGUGAGAAACUAAGUGUUUUCUCCCUAAGAAAUAAGGUAAAUAUGUCUCUUCAUACCGUUCCUGUUCAACAUCAUAUUGGAAGUUCGAAAAUAAUAAGAAAAUGACAUGGAAAUUAUAUAGAUUGGGAAGAAAGAAACUAUCUUUGCUCACAGAUGAUAAUGACAAUGGAGAAUCCAAAGUAAUAAUAAUUAUCAAAAAAACAAUAACCAGGGGCUGCGGAUGUGGCUCAAGCAGUAGCGCGCUCGCCUGGCAUGCAUGUGGCCCAGGUUCGAUCCUCAGCACCACAUACCAACAAAGAUGUUGUGUCCACUAAAAAAUAAAUAUUAAAAAAAAUUUUCUCUCUCUCUCUCUCUCUUUAAAAAAAAAAACAAUAACCAAUUAUGACAAGAUCAUAGAUUACAAUAUUAAUAUAUGAAAAGUGUUAUUACUUUCAUAUAUAACAAAUGAACAAGUAGAAUUUAAAAUUAAAAGCACAAUACCAAUAAAUCUGACAAAACAUGUACAAGAUUUACCAUAUGAGAACUAUAAACCUCAAAUGGAAGAAAUCAAAGGAGAUCUAAAUUAUAAUCUAUAUUCAUUGAGGGAACAUGAAUAUUGUUGAGAUAUUAGUUAUUUCCAAGUUAUCUUUAAGUUUCAUGAAAUCCUAGUCAAAAUCACAGGAAUUAUUUUAUGGAUAUUUACAAACUGAAGUUUAUAUGGAAAGCCACAAAGCCCAAAUAACCAAGAUAAUACUGAAGGAAAACAGAAUUGGAAAACUGACACUACCUGACUUCAAAAUGUACUAUAAAAACUGUAUUAUUAUUAAAAAUAAAUAAAUGAGUCAAUGGAACAGAAUUGAGAGCCCAGAAAUAGACUCAUACAAAUAUAGUCAUCCCAAAAGCCAGAAGCUUAGUAUACUCUGAUUAUACAGUGAAGUCCAUUUCAAGUUCAGAUUACAUUAGAAAUUGCUAAUACUAUCGUUCAGGAACCAUAAUCAUCUCCCCCAUGAGUCAGGGCUUCUCAAACUAGUUAAACACUUUUCAUAGUUUUUUUUAUGAAGAAUUAAAAUUUAGGAAUAUAAUAAAAUUCUUAUUAGCAGAAUUGUUUUAUUAUCAAAAACAUAAGCCAUCUGUCACUUGUGUAAAAUCAAGGGUAUAGUAUAGUUUCUUAUGAAGAAAGAGAAACAAUUUACAACAUAAUAGUUAAAUUAAAACUACUUUUAAGUCCAUGUGUUUUUUAAAUGUAAGUUAUAGUUUAUAGUAAUAAGCUAUGCUUAUUACUUUAAAAGGGAGGCUCACACUCAGAAUUACACGUUUUUCUUUGAAAGAGGCUUCAUGUGAGGUUAUAUAUAAUAUUGCCUUUUAGCACUUCACACAGUGCCUGGCUCAGGCAGUGACCAUAGUAAAAAAGAGAAGACAAAUUAUCAAUAUUGAACUGAAGAACAACUGUCACUUCUACUCUCACAGACAUUAAAAGGAUAAUGAAGAAAUAUUACAAACACUGCUGAGCUUAGAAAAAAAAACAUCUUAGAGGAAAUAGGUACAUUCCUUGAAAGAUGCAAUCUCUAUGGUUUGUGUUUCAACCCUGAAAUAUUUUCUGCUUCCCUAUCUUUUAUUGACCAAUUAUGAGCAUAAAUUGAUUAAAAAUAUAUUAAACUAUAUUAAAGCUCAAAAGCUCCAUAGCAGCAUUUAUCUGAGUGAAACACCAGUUCAAGAAAUUAUAAGACCAUUGGCAUGCUGCUGCAUCCUCCAGCACCUCUCAAGUACACACGCAGGAUCUACUCCAAGGGUUUCUUCAGGUUCCAUCUUAAUGGGAAGAAUAUACAAUAUGCCAAAAAAAAAAAAAAAUGAAAAAGAAAGAAAGAUGCCCUUACUGCCUUAAGACGCUUUCUCUGAUGGCACUGAAAAGGGUGCCUGUGUCUGCGAAACACAGACCCUUCUAGAUUCUGGCUAUAGCUCACAGAGUGAAGUCCAUUCACUGCCAAUAACUGUAUCUUCACACACCCCCUCACAGUAGUCUCCAGCCAGGAUAGUGAUGACACACACAAAAGCUUGUGACUCCUCCUGGUUGCCUUAGAAAUCAACUCAAGGCAUUCUUGAGGGUCAACAGUAGGCAGCUGAGAGUCUGAAGAGGGCUGGACACUAGAAACCAGUACUUGCAGAACAGAAAGUGAGAGAUUAGAGCACUGGGGAGCAGUUCAGGGGAGCAGGGGCUGAGCGAGGGAAGAGCAAAGAUGCUGUAUGUGAAGCUGGCGGUUGAUAGGGAGAUGGCCAAAGCCAAAGACUUCAGAGAAAAUCAUCACAAGGAUGUAAGAACAGUGCAAGCGACCAAUAGGGCUUUGAAGAGAGGUCACAGUGGGGGACUAUCAAAGGAGCAAAGAGCAGUGCAGGCCCCACUCUCCCAGCCUCCGGGGAUGACAGACUCGGAGUGGUUUGGUCUAAGUGCAGAAGAUCAAUUGGCCUGGGCUAAAAAUAUUCAAGAUCCUCGGAUUGCAGUGGGUUCCCAUUCCCCACUAGAAAAGAGGAUUAAGAGUUUAGGUGGCAUCCAUUCUUCAGGAGUGAAAAAACUGUUAGCCCAAGAGUUUCAGCAGGAGAAUGAAGCACUUGCUAAACUUAAGGCCACAUCUUUUGACUUCCGGUUUGCUAAAGCAGAGGAAUACUACUACCAACGAUAUCAAGAAAUGAUGAUGAAAGAAGCAUGGGACUACAAAAUGGUUCCAAAGUGGGAAAUUAUGAAAACAGAGGAGGAGGAGGAGAAGAGAUCGCAAAGUGAAAAGUCAGAAGAUGCCAACACGUGGGAUUACCUAGUGUCUGAAAGAGAGCUAAAUCACAUAGAGAAACACAUAUACCGAGCCGAACGAGCAAGGGGCCUCAGAGACCAAAAGUAUCAACUACUCCCUCAGAAACUUCCAAGUGAAAUGCUUUUCCCAAAAAUAUUAACACUGGAGGAUGAAAAGAAUGAAGAUAUCCAGAAAACACACAAAACGAAAACCGGAAAGCACAAGGUAGCAUGGGCAAAGAAUCAGAUGAAGGAACAUAAAGAUCGAAUGAUUAGAGGGAGAGAACUCUCAGAGCAAAGAAAUGAUCAAAGAGAACCUUGGAAGCUCUCCAGUCAAACUUCUCCUCUCCUAAAACCUCAAGUGGAGAAGGAGGAGAGAAUGUUUGAAAGGGUCACAGCUUAUCCUAUCUUCCAGCCUUACCAGAAAUCAUGCAUAGAAGUGAGUAUCCUGAGGGAAAAAUCGAAAGAAAAUAAAAUUCAAAAACCACUCCGAAGGGAGUUCUUGAGUUUGCCACCUUUUCUGAGAAGUCAACUAAAAAAGAAUAAAGUUUAAAUUAUUUUUUUGAUUA
Messenger RNA from Ictidomys tridecemlineatus (thirteen-lined ground squirrel), 4377 nucleotides. RefSeq lists its product as uncharacterized. The record is from RefSeq and is a predicted model, not a curated record. NCBI's taxonomy places the organism in Eukaryota, Metazoa, Chordata, Mammalia, Rodentia, Sciuridae.